UUAGAUUUUCUGAAUUUGAAUUAAGAGGUAAACAGUAAGUUUACGAUGGAAAUUCGAAGGUUAUAUCAGUGGUGGUGUUAAUGGCAACACAAAGUGUGUUUGUUCUGGCAAAUGUCCUCUCCAUACGCGACAAAUUCUGCUAUCCUUGUUGUACUCGGUGUCGUAAGAAAGUCCACACUCGAGAGAAUGAAAUGAUAUUCUGUUGUGAAGCAUGCAGGGAGAUGUACAGUGUAGAAAGCAUUCAAUAUCGAUACAGGAUUAGUGUGAUGGCAUCAGACAGAACACAGCUGGUGCAGGUCACAGUUUUCGGAAGCUGUCUGGACAGGUUUUUUGGGACGUCUGCAACAAGCUUUAUGAGGCUGGUGACCAGUUUAUCUGCUGUACCCUCUACCAUCCCAUGGAGUCGUGUUGUGUACCAAGCCAUGGAACAAUGCUUUGUGGGGUCUCUAUUGCACUUUGGCUUCAGGGUCUAUCCACUCUGCCGGACAGGCUCACAAAUAUCUCGCAGCUCUCCAGUUCACCUUAAGAACGUUGUUGGUAGGAUACCAAAAUCAGACAAUACCAGACACCAAGCAGGGGAACUUCCUAGCCUUUUAGCCUGUCAGGUGUUACCCUUGUCAGAGCAGAGUCCUACAGUGAUGCAAAUAUUGAAUGAGUAUUUAGAUGAGUUACAAAGAAUUACCCACACCCCAUACUCAUUAAGUCCAAUAACCUCUCAGCAAUCUUUAUUGCUGGACUCUCAGGCAAGUUGCAAAGUUCCAAGGUGCUCUUCAUCCCACAAAAGAGCAUCAUCUAUAUACUGCUCACCACAUGAGUUUGGCUCCAUGAACACACCUCUGGUUCUCACAGGCCUCUCUCAAUCUCCCUCUGGCAGUGCUCCAACACAUGACCGUGAGCUUGCAACCAACAGCAAGGAGAGAAGGAAAUUUCAGCGACCCCUGUUAGGAAAAAUUGGUUCAUCUUUAACUGCAAACGACAACAGCAACGAAAAAAGGCCGCACACUUCUGAUCAGAUACAGCCAUUUACACCAGGAAUUGUGCAAUCAUUAAAACUUAACUCAAACGGUGAUGAAGACUUAACUGAUCUCCAUCUUUCGGUGACAUGGCAGGAAUAUGAUGACUUUCCGUCAUCGGAGGAUCUGAGCGCAUUUUUAGCCGAUUUGGAAAAGGACGCUUUCAAUAGAGACGAUAGACAGCCACUGCAGGCCCUCAACUCCGGGAAACCCGAAAGUCCUUUACAAUCCUUGUAUCCAGAUGCAACGUUUGGAGAAGUUGUAAAUGAGUGUUACUUGCUUAACUCUUCACGCACAAGAGAUUACACAGAAUUCACUGAUUUUCCUUCCUCUGAGGAUUUGGAAGUAUUUUUGGCUGAUAUGGAGCUCGACCACGGAAGUAUGCUGAUACGGAAACCUUUAACACCGAAUAUAACCAUGGUAUCUACCACGCAAAGAGAUGUUAUAGUAUCGUCUAGGGCGAAUUAUUCGCCCUGGAAUGACAUCACUUACAACUCUAAAGGCUCUGAUUCGCAAUUUUUGCGAGACUGUGAGACUGUUUUCGCCGAGGUGACGGGAAAUAACAAUACUGAGAGCAUCAGAGUUGAAAGCAAAGCUGUUUGUCUUUGGCCUAAAAGUUUAAUCCCGAACGGUGGACGAGAUGAAAACCGAACCAACGCUGGAGAAAUUGGUGAAUAUGACAUCAAUUGCACCACACUCACAAGGUUUCAUUAUAAGAAUAAAGCACAAGACUGUAAUACCGUGGGCGACUCAAGAGCCAACCAAACCAACGACGAAAAGUGUACAUCUAUUGAGCAUUGUAGUUACAGUGAUAUGUCGGUGUUAAAUGAUAGUUGUGACAUUUUGUCCACCGCAUCUAUGACUCCUGAUUUAUUUACUCAGUCGCUCUGUUCCUCAGAGCGUGCAUCUGGAACCCCAGAUCUUUUCACAAGACCAAGACGGCGAAACGUCAAAUUCCAUUCUCGGUGCGCGCACCACAACAUUGCGCCUGACUCGUUUUCAUCCGAAGGAAGUUUCAGGGAUUGCACUGACUCAUGCAGUAUACACGAGCUGAAUUCCAUGUCUCUGUUCUCAAGUUCUGACAGUUCUUUUAUCUCACCUGCUUCUUCACCUUUGCGUCGCACUGGCCAAGGAGCCUCGUGUCUAAGUUCGGCUCACGGAACCGAGGCUGCCUCCCUGUCAAACCCUGGGCAAGCUGAUACUGGAAACGAGUUUGACACGGAUUCAAUGGCUACCAGUUUCCAUUCAACACCUUACACCAUUUGUAGUCACUCCAAGUUGUUAAGGAAAUCAUUGACCCCACUUCAAAUGUCUCCGUUUCCAUCCUACUCAGGAUCAAAAUCCUGUCGUGAUAACAGUUGCCAAGGAACACCAGUUCUCUUCUCGCAGAUCUCCAACGACAGUUUGUGAAAUUUACAAAUUACUCACGACUCUCCACGAUUUCAAGAGUAAAUAUGUUAGUAACACAUUUUGAUCUAGUAUGGCAAACAAAGCCAAAAUACCAAAUCAGAACCUAGAGAAAUUUUCAAUUGAGUGUCGAUAGAAUUCUGGGAAUGCAUUGGUUUUGCUUUACUUUUCUCUGUGAUUGGUCCAGAAAACUCGCGCUACUCUCUCAACCAAUCAUAUGCAAAACUAACACUGAUCACGACUUGGUCGCCCGCGUUUUCCCGCGCUUUAGACGGUUUGCUUGUUUUUCCUUUGAGUUCUAAUUGGCUCUUUUUUAAGGUAAUUUUCCCUUCUUCUGAUUAACCAUAGUAAUCACGUUGGUUGUGGUUACACGACACUCAAUCGGAAAGUGCUCUGCAGCUACAGAGAAUCGAAAGUAUAAACAAGCAAACUGGGCGAAUGGCAGUUAGUAAAGGAGACGGACCCGUAACGCUUUCUAAUUAGCUAAGAACACAAAACCAACCUAACAAUGAAACAAAAAGAAGCCUUCAAGGUUCAAAAAUCACGAUUCGUUUUGCAGUACGCAGACUUUUUCAAGGAAGGCACUGUAGGUAAGGACCAUCUGGAAUGCUUUCCUUCUGAUGUCAACUCUUUAUUUAGGAUAUUUUUCCUAUAAAACUCAAUGUGACGGCUCUGACAAUAUAGACCGAAAUGUCUUUGAACACAGCAAACUCAACUGGGGGUUUUCAAUGUCCCUGUUCUUAUGAAAAUAUUUAUCUUGAUUUAUUCGUCAAAUACAUAAAUAAAUAAUCUUGAAACCGUG
Molecule: messenger RNA, 3222 nt
Organism: Pocillopora verrucosa
Lineage: Eukaryota; Metazoa; Cnidaria; Anthozoa; Scleractinia; Pocilloporidae
Biological process (GO): negative regulation of intrinsic apoptotic signaling pathway in response to DNA damage
Cellular component (GO): cytoplasm; nucleus
Source: RefSeq, a predicted model, not a curated record